AUGCCUCCCUUGUCCGAGAUCUUCACGAAGCUUCUCAGAAAGGCCAUGGCGGCAGGCAAGGUGCCUCUAGACUGGCUGCACCACCCUCUCUCCCCCGUGCUGCCCGCGCUGGUGAUCAUAGCGGGGGCCAUCUGGCUGCUGGGGCCGCUGGUGCGGCUGUGCAGGAAGGUGAUUAAAAAGAGCGACGCAAAUUGGGAGGAAUCGCGGUCUCGCCACGUGAUGGUGUCGUAUGUGCGCCCGCUCAUCCUCUGGGGCUGCGUGCUCGUGCUUUGUGGCUGCUUCCAGCCGUUCAGCAUGCCCACGGAGGCGGGGCAGCUUAUCAAGGACCGCUUUGUCAACUUCCUGCGAUCGCUCUCCACCGUGCUCGUCUUUGCCUUCUGCACCGCCAACCUAACUCGGCAGAUACAGAAGAUGAUGGAGAAGCAGAGCAACAAGGAGGAGACACGAAACGUGGGAGUGCAGUUUGUGGGCAACACUGUCUACACGCUCGUGUGGGUGGCAGCAGUCUUUCUCUUCAUGGAGCUGCUGGGCUUCUCCACUCAGAAGUGGAUCACCGCGGGAGGCCUGGGGACAGUUGUGGUUACACUGGCGGCCAGAGAGAUCGUGACCAACUUCCUCUCGUCCAUCAUGAUCCAUGCCGCGCGCCCCUUCAUGGUCAACGAGUGGAUCGUGUGUCGCAUCGACGGCCAGGAAAUCUCCGGAACUGUGGAGCACGUGGGGUGGUGGGAACCAACACUGGUCCGCGGUGACGACAGGGAGGCGAUUCACAUUCCGAAUCACAAGUUCAGCGUGAUUGUCAUCCGCAACAUGAGCACGCGCAACCACUGGCGCAUCAAGAUCUACUUCGGGGUCUGCCAUCUCGACGUCAACAAGAUGCCGGACAUCUUGGUUGCGAUGCGCAAGUUCAUAGGCAAACACCCCAUGCUGGAGCAGCGCCAUCUGCACCGGCGUGUGUUUGUGGAGCGCAUUGAUGAGCAGCUGCAGGCCAUCAUGAUCAUGUGCUCGUGCUUCGUCAAGACGCCCUAUUUCGAGGAGUACCUGCGAGUGAAGGAGAACGUGGUGCUGGAGAUGUACAAGAUCAUACUGGACCACGGGGCACGCCUGGCCACCCCCAUCCGCUCGGUGCAGAGGCUAUAUGACGAGGGCGAAGUGGCGCGGGGGGGCUAUAGCGAUGAGGAUGAAUAUGACGAUGAGGAGGAGGAGGAUUAUGAGGACGAGGACGAGGAGAUGCGCCCCCCCGCGCUGCUCGUCGCUGCUGGGCUGGGUGUGGGAGGUGCGGGGUCGGUUGGGGGAGCAGGCGGGGGCGGGGGCGGGGGGGGUGGAGGUGGGGGUGCGGGAGGGGGUGUGGGAGGAGGGGGACGAGGGGGGGGCGGAGGAGGAGCAACAGGGGGAGGAGGGGUUGGUGGGGCUGCAAGGGCGCCAGAAAACGGGGCGAGAGUAGGGACAGGGGCAGGGGGUGGGGGAGGAGUGCUCGUAGGGGCUGGGAAUGGUGCAGGGACAGGUGUGGGGGCAGGAGUGGGGGCAGCAGCACCGGCAGCAGCAGCAGCAGCAGCAGCAGCAGCAGCAGCAGCAGCAGGGGCAGCAGCAGCAGGGGCAGCAGGGCAGGGAGGAGGGGAGUUGAAUGGGCAUGCAAGCCUGGGGCCUAAUGGCGGUGCAAGCAGAAGCGCAAGUGGGAAUGGUGUGGCGGGUGCAGGCGAGGGAGGCGCUGCUAAUGGAGCAAUCCACGUCACCUCCCGUGCAGCAAUCCACGUCACCUCCUGUGCAGCAAUCCACGUCACCUCCCAUGCAGCAAUCCACGUCACCUCCCGUGCAGCAAUCCACGUCAUCACCCACACAACCCUUCAUCGCUCCUCCCUCUCCUCCCGGCCCCCCAUCAGCCCCUCUUCCUGUCUCAUCCUCAUCACGCCCCCCCUCCCCUCCCCGGUCACCUCCCCCCCUUCUUCCGGCCCCUCAUCAGCCCCUCCCCCUGUUCCUCCCUCAUCACGCCCUCCUUCCCCGUCCCGGUCACCUCCCCCUCCUUCUCCCGGCCCUUCAUCAGCCCCUCCCCCUGUCUCGCGCUCAUCACGCCCUCCCUCCCCACCGCGCUCACCUCCUUCUCCUGCCUCCCCAUCAGUCCCUCUCGCCUCCCCAUCAGUCCCUCUCGCCUCCCCAUCAGUCCCCAGCACCUUCCCUUCUCCUGGCCCCACUGCUUCCACUCAGGAAAGACCCCCUGCCAAUCCUGCCCCCUCUUCUCCCCACCCCCCCUCUGCUCCUUAUGCUCCCGCCCCUCCUCAGCCCCCCUCCGCUGCUCCCCAGAAGCCCCCUGCAAAGCCUGCUCCUGCUGCUGCGGUCCCCCCUCCGCCCUCUUCAAGCUCUCCUUCCUCGCCUGCUCCUCCCCCCUCAGCUGCCCCGAUAACCUCCCCCGGUCCCCUGGCGUCCCCCUCUCUCUCCACCACUGCAGGUGCUGGCCCGCUAACCAGUGGCCCUGCUAUCAGGCAAGCAGCAGGGUCGCCUCCUCCUAUUGCCCCACCCGCCACUGCCGCACCCACCGGUGCCCCACCCACUGCUGCUGCACCCAGCACAGUCCCACUCACUAAUGCUCCACCCACUAAUGCGCCACCCACCACUGCUGCAUCCAGUACUGUCCCACCCUCCGCUGUUCCACCCACCACAGCCACUCGCCCUGCAAGGGGUCCUUCAGGGGCAGGAGUGGCGAUGAGAGUGGAGGUAGCACCUGUGCCUGUCUUUGCUGCUGAUGUCAUUUCAGCUGCAGCAAAUACACAGCCUGCUGGGACUAGUGAUAGCGGGGAUGGUGGUGAUAGGGGUGGUGGGAGUGGUGGGGGUGGUGGGAAUAAUGCCACCAGCACAGCAGGCAUGGGUGCUUCUGAGUUGGCAUCAGCAGGCGAAGCAAGGAGCAUCGGUGGCCAAGUGUUGGCAUCAGGAGAGGCAGUGAUGCGAGGGGGUGCAGGGGAGACUGGACCACCGCUACUGGGAGCAGCAGCAGCUGCGAUGAUGAGUGAGGGUGUUAAGCCUUCAACAGUAGCAGCAACAAGCUUCUCGAGCUCAGAUUCAGAUAUAGCUUCGGGGACCGUGAAGGGCGCGGAGAGAGAAACUCCUGGUGCGACCAAUGCCACAAGUGCUCUCGGUGCUUCAGGUGUUACGGAUGUUGGAGGUAGCAAUGGUGGUGGUAUGGAAUUUGGAACAGUAGAGCAGAGUCAGGAGGUAAAAAUGGCGGAGUCCCAUGUCGAAAAUGAGCCGCAGCUUGCGCCGCAUGCGACGGCGACCAUUACAAGCAGCACCUCGAAUAUACAGGACAUUCGCAAGAGGUACCGCAUCGGCAGGAAGAUCGGUACAGGUCGGUUCGGAACGGUCCACGAGGCUGUUGAUAGGCAGACAGGUGUCCACGUGGCAGUGAAGACGAUCCCUAAGGACAAAUACAAAUGCGCCGCGUUGUCGAUCUUCCGCAAGAAGGACAAGGCGGAGGCGGAAUCCACCCUCCGCCUGCUCCGCGGCGAGGCGGAAAUAAGCCAGGCGAUUGGCGGAAGGCAGGGGGAAGCGCAGGUGGAAGGGCAGGCAGAAGGGCGGUCGAAUGUGGUGGAGGUGCUAUCCGUGAUAGAGGGGCGGCGCCACAUGUACAUUGUCAUGGAGCUCUGCCGCGGCGGCUCGCUCGCUAGUUACCUCGAGAAGCGGCGGCGCGGCGAGGUCACGGGCCUCGCACCUGCUGCCCCGAGCGCGAUCGAAUCGUCUGCCGUGGAUCGCGGCCUCGCGGGGAACGCAGGAGGGAAGCUAUUGGCGCACGAGCAGGGCGCAGAGUCGGAGGGGGAGGCGGAAGCGGAGUCUUUUGCCCACCGCCUCCGCCAAUUGAGUUCCGACGAUCUCUCCUCAUCUUGCGCCGCGUCUGACGCGGGAAGGGAGAUCGAUGACGAUCACGACGCGAGGACCGCGGAGAGUCGCACGAUCUCCCACGCUACAUCCUCCAAUUAUUCCGCCCUGGAGUUCCUCGAGCGCGGCGCGUUCGGCGCGGCACGACGACAGCAGCAGGAGAGGGAGGACGAGGCAGCGUGGGUGGCAUACGAGCUCGCGUCGGCCGUGGCGUACCUCCACUCGCAAGGCGUCAUCCAUCGCGACAUCAAACCCGAAAACGUGCUCAUCUCGCUGCCGCCCGUUUCCUCCUCCGCUGCUUCAGCCGCAGCAGUCCCUUCAGCUGCUACAGCUGAUACAAUUGCUACAGGCGGCAGCGCUGCUACAGACGCGCGCGAUCAUCGCGAUUCCCAGCGUCGCUCCCGUCACCGAGCCAGCUUGAGCAGAGACGGCGGGGUUUCGCUGAAGAAGCGCGUGGCGCUCGUUAGUGUCACGAGCACGCUGCAGCGGUCCGCGUCGCGUAGAAUCACCCCUGUUGCAAGCAACCCCUCGUUAGACGAGCUCUCAGGAGAAGAGGAGCACCAGAAGGAGCAUCGGCAGCAGCAGCCGCAGCCGCAACAACAGGUGCAGCGUCAGCGGCUGGUUCUAGCUGAUUUCGGAUUGGCCGAGAGGGUCAAGGAGGAUGGCACAGUACGACGCGGAAUGGUGGGCAGCCCUGCUUACAUCUCCCCCGAGGUCGCUGGAGGGCUGACUACUGGUUACCCCUCGGAUAUCUGGGGUAUUGGCAUCUGCCUCUUCCUGACCCUUUCCGGCGGGCAGUUACCCUUUUCUGGCCGCGACACGAGGGCGCUUAUGAGAAACAUCCGGAGGGUGGCGCUGCCAAUGGGAACGGCGGCAUGGAUGGGUGUGUCUAGUGAAGCCAAGGCGGUGGUGAGGCAGCUGCUGGCAGCAAAGCCAAGCGACAGGCCGUCUGCAAGGGAGAUCAUGGAGCUGCCGUGGGUGGUAGAGGGGAGGAACAGGUGGGUGCAGAGGCACUGUGGGCAAUAG
Messenger RNA from Closterium sp. Yama58-4, 4887 nucleotides. The record is from the annotation of a GenBank genome assembly. Lineage: Eukaryota; Viridiplantae; Streptophyta; Zygnematophyceae; Desmidiales; Closteriaceae.